AUGCUACAGCGUCUCAUUGAAUUAAAAGCACAGGUUAUAACCAUUCUUAGUGAUGUAAACAAACAAAAAGGAAAACAACUAGAAUCGAUUUAUUUGACUCCGUCUGAAUGGAUAUUAAUAAAUGAAAUUAAAUGUGUUCUGGAACCAUUCCAAAUUGUCCUCGAAGCUUUAAGUGGUUCAAAUUAUCCAACAUUAGCUAAAGCAUAUAAUGCACUGAAAGCAUUAUAUGUUUACCUUGAACUUGGUAACGUGUUCGAUUCAUUUAAUAUGGGAGUUAUGAAACAAUUAUUAUUAGCUUAUUUGACUCAUUAUUUUCCUCGAAAUGAUAAUAAUGAACAAUAUUGUUUAAUGAGAGCGGCAGCAUACGUCGAUCCUCCGGAACAUUUGUCGUUGGACAAUGAUGAGUUAGAAAAAGCUGAAGUAUAUAUUAAAUCAUUGUAUGAUCGAUUAACAUUAACGUUACAUGACGAAACAUCGUCGAACACUGCACAACAACAAAAGCCGGGGGCAGAUGAGAUAAAAGAGGAAGGUUUGGAUACUAAAAAUAACCAUUUGAGUAUCUACGAACUGUUUUUGCGCCGUACUGGUAUUCGAACAAAAGUAGUUAACGGUGAAGAAAAUAUUUCACUUGAAUUUGAUCGGUAUAAAAGAAUGCUCAAUAUGUUAACGAAGCCAAGAUACAAUACAUUUUGGAAAGACAAUACUUGUCUGAAACGUCUUCGUUCAAUGACGAAAGUACUAUUAGCUAUUCCUGGCACAAGUGUACCAUCGGAAAGUUGUUUUAGCAUUUCUGAUAACUUCGUGAGAAAAUGA
Molecule: messenger RNA, 813 nt
Organism: Didymodactylos carnosus
Lineage: Eukaryota; Metazoa; Rotifera; Eurotatoria; Philodinida; Philodinidae
Source: the annotation of a GenBank genome assembly